Messenger RNA from Hemiscyllium ocellatum (epaulette shark), 4025 nucleotides. Its product is annotated as src-like-adapter 2. Gene Ontology annotation, molecular function: protein binding. The coding region runs from base 280 to 1170 and encodes 296 amino acids. The transcript has 8 exons. The record is from RefSeq and is a predicted model, not a curated record. Lineage: Eukaryota; Metazoa; Chordata; Chondrichthyes; Orectolobiformes; Hemiscylliidae.
GCUCUGGAGACAACUUCAGCUGUAGCUGCAUAAUGACUCAUUCUGCACAAACGUCAUCUCCACACUGUUAGUGCUCUUGUAAGAUUCCAGAUCACAUCAACGUUCUACCUUCUUCAUCCCAGGAAGGGCUUUAUUGGAUUAACUGAUUGUUGGGUUUGCAUCCUCCAGUGAGGAGGAAAAGUGCAAGAGAGGAGAUAAGACUUGUAUCAGUGAACAGAGGAGACAAUGCUCCUCUGCUGUUUAAAACAUUGACGAGCAGUUCCGUGGGGCGUGGACAUUAUGGGCAGCCGACCGAGCAAGUGCAGGCACCAGAGCAUGACCAUGAUUUCAUCCAACCCAACCAACCAACUCUCUCCAGAUAUAAGCAAAGUUAUGACGGUAGUGGCACUGUAUAAUUACCCGUCAACAUCUGAUACUGAACCUGUUAUUAGUGUGGGCGAGAGACUGAAUGUUGUUAGCGAGGAAGGCGAUUGGUGGAAAGUGGUGUCCUUGGCAACUGGCAAAGAAUGUCACAUCCCUUGUAAUUAUGCGGCAAAGGUGUAUCACAGGUGGCUGUUUGAAGGUAUCAGCAGAGAGAAGGCAGAGGAACUGCUUCUGUUACCUAGCAACCGAUCAGGGGCUUUCAUGAUCAGAGAAAGUCAGACCAGGAAAGGUUCCUAUUCAUUGUCUGUUCGCCGAUCCAACAAUGCAUCAUGGGAUUCCAUCAAACACUACCGCAUUCAUCGCUUACCCAAUGGCUGGUUCUACAUCUCCCCUCGGCUCACUGUCCCAUCCCUGCACGAUAUGGUGGAUUAUUAUUCAGAAUGUGGUGAGGGACUGUGCUGCACUUUGAAGGAGCCUUGUCACAUCCAGGGACCUCGCGUGGCCCAGCAACAUCACCCAGACCCCAUCAUGGUGCAGAAUCCUCAGCUCAACUGGAACGAAGUGGACAGCUCUGUUUUGAUCAGUGACAACAAGGAGUCGGGAGAGGAGUCACCCGUCAGCAUGGGUCUACGUGAAGCCAUCAACUCUUACUUGUUCAUGACAGAGGAGAUGGACCUCGAUAAGAUGAGUGACAAAACAACACGUUUGAAAACACUGCAAGCCCGAUUACAGAGCAGCCAGCGACAUGUUAACCUUAACACGGUGGGGAAUCUCGGUCACCUCAACUUCAACUCAGCUGGACUUUAACCCCAAAACGAGAAGAACUCAGGGGGGUGGCUGGUGUGGACAUCACUGUAUUGCCUUUAAGUUAUUUGCUGUGGUCAGUUAAGCUGCACUUUGUUCCUUUUUGUUGUUCUUUUUAUUUAGGUGAAUGGGUCAUGUGGCCCAUUGCUCUCAGUGUUACACUAUCGAGGACAGGUUUAACUAAGGUUGCUGGGUCGAGCUGGAUAUAUUCGGAAUGGUUUCAUCAAGUCGGAGUUAUCAUGCUCAGACCCAGUCAAACAUCCCUCUUUUCAGCCCCAUCUCCAGUGUUGUUUUGUUCAUUCACGGGAUGAGGGUGACCCCAGCUGGGCCAGCAUUUCUUGCCCAUUGCUGGUUGCCCUCGAGAAGGUGGUGGUGAGCUGCCGUCUUGAUUCACUGGUGUAAUUGCGCUGUGCUCACCCUCCCAUGCCACAAGGGAGAAUGUUCCAGGAUACUGACCCAGUGCCAGUGAAGGAAUGGCGAUACAUUUCCAACUCAGGAUGGUUCCCAGGUCCGAGUUGAGGCAUGGCUCGGGUCACCUGAAGCACUCCAUCCACCUACUACGGUGGCUUCAGUUUACACUGCAGAACCUGCUGCUGGUCUCUUGGUAAAACUUACCCCAUUUUUUUCCUCCAUCAUGGCUGAUUUUGCACCCUGUCCCAAUUUCACUUUACGUUGCCGUUAAUCAACAAAGAGCAAUAUUCGGAGAAAGUGAGGACUGCAAAUGAUGGAGAUCUGAGUCAAAAGGUGUGGCACUGGAAAAGCACAGCCGGUCAGGCAGCAUCCAAGGAGCAGGAGAAUCAACAUUUCAGGCAUAAGCUAUGCUUGAAACAUCGACUGUCUUGCUCCUUAGAUGCUGCCUGACUGGCUGUGUUUUUCCAGCACCACACGUUUUAACAAAGAGCAAUAUUUGGUUGGUGUGAAACUGGCAUUCCAUUUAAUCCUGUGAGAUCACUCCCAGCAAGUUUGCUCUAAAACUCCCCCCACUCCCGUCUCAAAAAGAUGCUGCUUUUUGAGGCAAAGUUUUGAGGUGGAGACUUUUCCCUUCAAAAGCCAAAGCCAGAUUUUCUUCUGGCACUUCUGAACCUUGUUUAAGUCAAUGCCGAAAACAUGGGGGUUAAGAGAGUAAAAGAGUUGGGUUUCUAGCAAUGUUUUAAAGAAGGGAAACAGGAGAUGGAGAGCUGCUGGGAGGGAAUUGCUCUUCUUAAGGCCAGGCACAGCCAUCAGAAAUGGAAGUUUUCGUACAUUGGAGGAAAGCAAGAUGCCAGCGUUAGAUGAGAAGAAAUAUUUCAGAGGAAAGGCCAGGGGGAGAUUUGAAAAUGAAGAAGAGAAUUGCUCAACUUGGAACAUCAAUUUAUACAGCAAUUCUUGUAGUCCUUUCCUAAUAUCCUCUUGCUGGGACACCACGGCUUGAAAAUUGCCAUGAUUUGGAGAUACCGGUGUUGGACUGGGGUGUGCCAAGUUAAAAAUCAACCACCUGAUGAAGGAGCAUCGCUCCGAAAGCUAGUGCUUCCGAUUAAACCUGUUGGACUUUAACCUGGUGUUGCGUGAUUUUUUAACUUUGAAAAUUGCCACAAUCUCCUUGUGAGGAGCAAAGAGUGUAAAGGCAGUCCCCAGUUUUGGGUCUCCAGCCAUUGUGCCCAACGAGAUCACCCCUCAAAAACCAGCUCUCCCCACUUUUUCAACAAGAGCUAUCCAAAUACCCUUCCAUUUCCAUUCUCCAUCAUGUGUCUAUCUAGCUUUGCCCUUGACUGAAUCUGCUAUUCACUGCAUCUCGUCCAUGUGGUUGAUAAUUUUAUUCUAACUACUCGCGGGGGAAAAUAUAUUUGUUGGAUUCCUUUGUCAGUUCGAUUAAAAAGCAAAUCUGUGCUGGCUGUGAACUUGUGGAUGAGUGGGAAAAUGUCAUAAGGGUAAGGAAUGAGCUAUUACAAUGUGACCAGUUCCUUGUAAUUGAUAUCAUUUAGUGGUGACAUGGGUCGGAAAUAUGUUUAUGCAUCAGGUCCUAGGAUCAGAUUGCAGCUUUUGUAACAAAACUGCAAAGCAAGCAAAAAGGAACCUCGUGCCCCUUUGUGAUCUCGAUCACAGACCUUGCUUCCUGUAGAACAUCUAGUUCACAGGAACUUGAGACAGCUGUCUGGUCACCGAAUGGAAAAUUUCACCAGCAUUGGCCUUAUGCAGUAUCGUAUCCAGCUCUUGGAAAAGGCAUGAGGUCGCAAACUAAAGUAGACCCAUAACAAUGGGCUAAUCAGAGCUGAGAUCAGAUAGAUAUCGAGAUUGUAACGCAAUCAUAAUUGUGAAAAAGAAUUGAAUAAUCUCUGACUUGCAUGAAACUGUGCAAAAUGCAAGUUGUCUCAAUCCAUCAUCUGCACUUGAGAGGAAGUGCCAAAGAUGUGCACACCAUUUCCAUGGAGUGUGACUGAGCAUUCCAGGGACUUGGAAAAAGGAAGUCUUUUGGGUUGAAAGCCAAAAUGAAAAUACACAGCUCACAAUAUGUGUCUUAGCUUUCUUUAAGGUGUGUUCCCACUGAGCAACACCCUGGGACACAGGGAGUGUCUGUCCUAUCAAGAGUUAAUUUUUACAUGUUAGUAGUUGUGAAUGCCAAAUGGUUUCCAACAUUUGAAGUUGUGUAGUCCAUUGGAGUUGCAUGAGAAUGGAGUUAACAGUUUGGUCCAUUGGAAAUAUUUGGAUUUGCAACUAAGUCCAGUGCAACUAAAUGCAAAUAAAUGCAAUAAUAUAUUUUAUCGAAGAGGAAAUGAUCUGUGUUCUUGGAAUUGCUGGCAUCAGAAAGGUGUGCUGGCUCAGAGGAAAUCAAAAAAACCUGGACUCAAGCAAAGAUAGUGCUGUAUAAUUUAUUUGACAAA